Messenger RNA from Dovyalis caffra, 1371 nucleotides. Lineage: Eukaryota; Viridiplantae; Streptophyta; Magnoliopsida; Malpighiales; Salicaceae. The record is from the annotation of a GenBank genome assembly.
AUGAAGCGAUCAGAUGCUUCAACAAUUUCUGUUAUAGUUGCUGUGCCUCUCAAUUUGAAAAUUCUUUUCACCGGAAGACCUAGAACGUAUACUGAGUUUCCACUCAGUUGUUCCAAUCAAAGCAUAACUGCGUCAUGUAUGAUCAGCAGUGCAUUUGAAGCCAAUAAAUCAUCAGCUAUGGCAUGCCCAGAUCACUUCCGAUGGAUCCACGAAGAUCUACGACCGUGGACGAAUUCAGGAAUCUCGAGGGACACGUUAGAAAGAGCUAAAAAAUACGCACAUUUUAGACUGGUGAUCAUCGAGGGCAAGACUUAUGUGGAAAAAUACAGCAAGGCAUAUCAAACAAGAGAUUUGUUCACAAUAUGGGGUAUUUUGCAACUUCUGAACUUGUACCCUGGGAAGAUACCAGACUUGGAGCUGAUGUUUCGAUGUGGAGAUAAGACUGUGAUACAGAAAUAUGACUUCCAGGGACCAGAUGCCAUGUCUCCCCCGGGCAUAGUUAAAGGCAGUGAGGAGAUUAAGUGGCAGGAUAGGGAACCAUAUGCCUAUUGGAGGGGGAACCCCUAUGUCUCUCCAAACAGGGAAGACCUUCUGAAGUGCAAUGUCUCGAACAAAUAUGACUGGUUUGCUCGCAUCUAUGAACAGGCAAGUGUACUUCUUCUGCCCAUUAGAAGUAGAAGCUUGGUACCAAUGCAGCACUACUGGCCCAUUAGGGCCAACAACAAGUGCAAAGAUAUCAAGUUUGCAGUAGAAUGGGGCAAUAACCACAAUGUUGAUGCUCAGGCCAUUGGAAAGGCAGGAAGCAAAUUUAUUCAGGAAAAUCUCAAAAUGGAAUAUGUGUACGAUUAUAUGUUUCAUUUGCUGAAGGAGUAUGCGAAACUCCUGAAAUUCAAGCCAAAAAUACCUGCAGGAGCGGUAGAGGUCAGUUCUGAAGCAAUGGCAAGUUCUGAGGAUGGUUUGUGUAAAAUUUUCAUGGAGGCAUCAAUGGUGAAAUCUCCCAGUGAUGCACUUAUUCCAUGUACCAUGCAUAAGCCUCCUCCGUAUGAUCCUAGUACCCUUCAAAACAACUUCGAGAGAAAAGAGAAGAUAACAAAGCAUGUUGAGAUGUGGAAGACUGAGGAUUGGGAAAAUCUAAAUAAAAAAACAAUAGAAUCCGCUUCGCUCUUCAAGAGAUUGAAUAGGAAUACAAGCCAGGCCCGCCUGAGCCACGUCAGGCAAGACUGGAACCUGUCUGGUGUGGAAGUAGUCCUCCUUCUCACUCAAUCCAACCAGAUCGGAUCUGGUAGGGACGCAGGUGGCGGGACAAGGUAUUCUGGACCGGAUGUUGGUGCAUUAAAACCCAAACCUAACCCGACUAGUUGCCAUCCUUAG